AUACAGUGUACACACAUACACAUAGUUUGAAGUCUACCUGACGUAGGUAGAUAUACAUACCUAUAGGUAAACGGUGUAUUAAAUAUUUGCCAUCGUUGCGGAUCGCUGUGUACUAGAAAUGUGACGGAUUCGGUAGUCUUCGUUAACGUUUUAAGGGAUAAUAUGUGAAAUUGAAAACUAUGUAUAUUUGGAUAAAUAUGGAGAAAUUAUGGUGAACGUUACACGUAAUAUGGACCCAUUGGGAACUCGCUACCUCGUGGUAGAUUACCUGAACUACCGCCUGUCGAAGAAUGGUCACACUUGGACGCAUUGCCCGCCCCUCCUAGAUCCUCCUCUGAAGAUCCACACCACAAUGAGGGAGAAGGGGGACGAAUUUGAGGAUCUUUACCGAGUCCAGUUUCAGGAGUUAGUGGAUCAGUUACACGUGACUCAUGACACCUGUUACCCCAUGUUUAAAGCUGUGGUGGAGGAACUAUUUCAGGGAGGGAUCAAUUGGGGGCGGAUAGUGGCCCUUUUCGCCUUCAGUGGAUCCCUCUCCACUCGUUGUGUGGAGAAAGGAAUGGCGAGUUUAGUGGAACUGAUAGUCGAAUGGAUGACGCAGUUCAUUGAACAAGAUUUAAGUCAGUGGAUUGAUCAACAUGGGGGAUGGCAAGGUUUUGUGGAUUUCUAUUCCAAGAGAGACAGGUCUACAAAUGAUGACACCCCCUGGGUUAAGUACGGAGUGAUAGGGGCCGUGGGAGUGUUGGCUCUGGGGGCAUUUAUGACACAAAGGACUUGAAUUAUGUCUGUGUUACAGGGACCAAGCCAUCAUGUGUUAGCCCAAGUUCUUCUGCCCAUCUUUCUGCAUUUGGAACAGAAGAAGUACAUGCUGCAUUUGGAACAGAGGAAAAUGCAUUAUAAAUUAUGUGCAUUUUAUGAAUGUUUGAAAUGUCGCAAUUCUUUAAGCCAAUUUCAGGAAAGGGGGGAGUUCAGUUGUCUGUUAUUCUACAUGUGAGGGGCCACAUCUAAUUCUGCAGACAGUAUGAAAUCCAUCUGGUUACUCAUUUUAUGGAAAGAUAAUUGGUUAUGAGUGUUGUAACUUGUUGGGAGAGAAGAGUGUGCUGUAAUGUGUGUUUGUUUUUAUUGUUGAAUAUUUUCCAGAUAAUUCAGGAUUUAUAAUUAUGUUGCUAAGGGCAAUUGUGGAAUACAUGUACAUGUAAUGUGUAUCAUGAGUCAUGAAGAUGCUAGAAAUAGAAAAUAAAUUGAUUUGUUUUCAUUUGCCGAGUAUCAAUAUAUACAGCUGGCUACAGGAUUCGGUUGUUGUAAAAAAAAAAAUUUUUUUUAUGGAAAAUAAGCAAAGUAGCAUACAUGGCAAAGGGAAGAAAAAAAAAUGUAGAUGUGUACUUUUAUUUAUUGAUUAAAAGAGCUCUUUUUUUUGGAUGAUCACACUAUAGAUUUGUCUAAAUGCAAAAGAAAUAAGCAUUAUUGUUACAUGCAUUAUUUACUGUUAACCAUGUCAAUUAGUUGAUCUUGCUUUAGUGAAGUUCUUUGACAAUAGACAAAAUUGUAUAAUGUAUCAGUAGACUGUUAACAGCUUCCCAUAUAAGACAAAAAUUGUACAAAUUGUGUAUCUGAAAAUUUUCUCCUAUACUUAUAGUAUGCCCUCUGUGUCCAAUCUUUUAAUGGUCCCCAAAUCUGAGUACAUUAAUUUUAUAUGUUCCCUUAAUGUUGUGAUUGGGAAGGCAUUUAUUUAUGAAGGUGUUUUCUGUGAAUAAUUUCUUGUUUUUUAUGUCUGUAUUCAAUAUUUCAUAAGGAGUCCUCUCAUUCAAGUGCCAUAUCCAAUAUUGUCUGUCCAGUUUGUAAAUGGUGAAAACUAAACUUCAAGAAAAAAAAAUCAUGAAAAAAAAUUCUGGAAUAAUUAUUUCCCUUCUUAGUUGGAGUUGAUAAAUGAAGUUGCACUUCUGAUUGAUGUCUUAUGCUGAUUGGCUAUUCCAUACAAAUUCUGUAGACUAGAGUUGUCUUUUCUUUGUUAUUUGUUGUUAAUCCUGACUUAAAAGAUGUAAGGGAAAGGUGUGUUGAUUGUAAAGUAACAAUGAAAGAGUUAGUACUGUGUAAAAUUUUAUUUGAUCAUUUCACAUUAAUUUAUUAUGUCUCUUCAACUUGUCAAAGAUUGUUGGUGUAUAUUUACUUGUGUACCCCUUUUAAACCUUACAUUUUUGACCUUACCUUAAACGUAUGUCUUCAUUUUUUCAUAAAAAGGGAAAAGUCUAUAACUGACAUAUGAAGCUUAAUUUUUUGUGAACAAGAAAUGCUGCAUUCAUUACAUGUACAUAUCAACUCCACUUCUAUUUGUAAGUUGAAUUCUAGUGAACUGACUAGUUAUACCUACUGUUCUAAAGUUGUUUUAAAUAUGUAUGACUACAUCAAAAAAGUCCCCUUUGAUGAAUCAGAUAAACUUAUCCUCAUUUCUGUGAUUUUCUCCAAAUCUUAUCCAUUUUGUCAUGGAGAUGGUUUAUUACCGUGACUGGGGGGAGAAUUUGUACACAUUCUGUAACUGAUUUAAGUGUUUUUUUAAGGCCUCCUAGACUCUCCUUUUCCUAGAUGAUUCCAGCAUCACAAUCAUUGAAUAAAGGAUAAUUAAAUGUACCAUAUUCUUUGAUUCACACAGACUCUACAUUUGUAAUGCUUUGCCAUUAAUUAUGUACAGUGCAUAUGUACAAAAAUGUGUUAAUUUUAAAAUUAUAUUCAUUUGGCAGCCAUUUUUGAACAUUAUCUGUUUCUUUAUGAUUUUAUUAGUUAGUGCUGUUUAUAUAAUAGCCCUAUAAUUGUUUCAGUGUAACUGUGUUGAUGGUGUAUAAAUUUGAUAGGCAAUGAUAUAUUAGCCUGUUAAGGAAAAAUAAAACUUUAUACAAAAACU
Messenger RNA from Saccostrea echinata, 2896 nucleotides. RefSeq names its product bcl-2-like protein 1. NCBI's taxonomy places the organism in Eukaryota, Metazoa, Mollusca, Bivalvia, Ostreida, Ostreidae. Bases 209 to 778 code for a protein of 189 amino acids. Gene Ontology annotation, molecular function: protein homodimerization activity; protein heterodimerization activity. Gene Ontology annotation, cellular component: mitochondrial outer membrane. The record is from RefSeq and is a predicted model, not a curated record. Gene Ontology annotation, biological process: extrinsic apoptotic signaling pathway in absence of ligand; intrinsic apoptotic signaling pathway in response to DNA damage; negative regulation of intrinsic apoptotic signaling pathway. The transcript has 2 exons.